UUACAUGUCAUCACAUAAACCUUGGAGAAAAAGAAGUAGAAACAAAAUCAAACACACACACAUGACACACCUGCCAGUACCACUUCUCUCCACCUCAAGCAGCCUCUCAAAAUUUAAAACUCAAGUGUCACAAUCCCCAAAUAUGCCUUUCUACCAAAUCUUUAAUCAACUUAUGCUUCCUCUAUAUCCAACAGAUAAUAUAAAAAUAAUUAUUUUUUCCCACAUAUUAUUCUGCAGUAUUUUGCCUGCAAACCCCAGGUUUUAUUUUUCUAUUCUUCUUCAGUUUUUAAAAAAUCUUUGUUACUGUUAAUUAAUGCAACAAUAACUCCAUUUUCCACACUUCCAUUUUGAUGCAUUGCAUAAAGUUGAGAUUUUUCUUCUUCCUUUUUGUAUUUGCCAUGUUUUCUUGCUUUCUUGAACUGGGAUGAUUCUUGAAAGUUUUAAAAAUGCUUUCUUUAUGAAAUUUCUGGAAUAUUUACAUUACCUUCAAGGUUUUCUCAAAUGGGGUUCCUCAAAAUUUGAGAUAUUAUGGAGUAAUAAGGAAGACACUGCUUGCCUUUCCCCAAUCUCUUUGUUUUCAAUUUUUGAAACUCAAGAUUUGAGUUUGGGACUUGAAAAUUAUAUUAGCUUGCAUGGAGGGCAAGUUACUUCUUGGCGGAAUGAUCGAGGUGAAGAGCUCCUAUUCACUAGCAAGAAGGUCCCCAAAUCUUCGAAAGCUGCACGAGGAGGAAUCUCUGUUUCCUUUCCCCAGUAUGGAAAUGGUGGAUCAGUUGAGCAACCUGGAUUUGCCAGAAACAAAAUUUGGACCAUUGAAGACGAUCCUCCAUCUCUAAAAUCAUUUGAUACCCAAGGAAAAUCUUUCAUUGACUUGCUGCUCAAACCGUCAGAAGAUGAACUGAAGUUCUGUCCUCAUGUCUUUGAGUUUCGCCUUCGGGUUUCUCUUGCAUCAGAUGGAAGCUUGUCCCUGAUAUCUCGUAUAAGAAACAUCACUGGCAAGCUGUUGAAAUUCUUCUUUGCUUACCAAACAUAUUUUUCUGUCUCUAACAUAAGCGAAGUGCGCCUAGAAGGUUUGGAAACACUGGACUAUCGUGACAAUCUGUACCCGAAAGAACUCUUUACAGAACAGGGAGAUGCCAUAACAUUUGAGAGUGAGAUCGACCGUGUCUAUCAUCGUUCUCCUAAUUGCAUUGCUGUUCUUGAUCAUGAAAGGAAGCGAACAUAUCUGAUAAAAAAGGAAGGGCUACCAGAUACUGUGCUAUGGAAUCCCUGGAUUAAGACAUGCAAAGCAAUGGUGGAUCUUGGCAACGAUGAGUACAAGCAUAUGCUUUGUGUAGAUGGUGCAGCAAUAGAAAGACCCAUCAUUUUGAAGCCGGGAGAGGAAUGGACAGGUCGUGUGGAGCUUGUGGUGGUACCGUCAACCCUUUACAUCGAUGAUCUUUAGUCCCUUUGAGGUCUGACCUUCAAGCAUUUUAGAAAUGGUUCAAUAGCUUAGUGAGAGAGCGUAAUCCAUUUAAACUAGUUUCUGUUUUCGCUAGACUGUUACUGUUCGCAGCCAAAGAUUGUCAAUGGCUAUGUGUUUUGAAAGAGGGGAAGUUUUUAAACUAAAAUUGUUCCAUUUCAGCACAAUAUUUAUGUUUGUGCAAUUGAAAUGAGAAAGUGAAGGAUUGAUAUA
Molecule: messenger RNA, 1672 nt
Organism: Solanum dulcamara
Lineage: Eukaryota; Viridiplantae; Streptophyta; Magnoliopsida; Solanales; Solanaceae
Product: putative glucose-6-phosphate 1-epimerase
Exons: 8
Coding region: 425-1441 (338 amino acids)
Biological process (GO): carbohydrate metabolic process
Molecular function (GO): isomerase activity; carbohydrate binding
Source: RefSeq, a predicted model, not a curated record